Molecule: messenger RNA, 1764 nt
Organism: Magallana angulata
Lineage: Eukaryota; Metazoa; Mollusca; Bivalvia; Ostreida; Ostreidae
Exons: 10
Coding region: 168-1709 (513 amino acids)
Biological process (GO): protein hydroxylation; negative regulation of gene expression; positive regulation of translational termination
Cellular component (GO): nucleus; cytoplasm
Molecular function (GO): protein binding; histone H4R3 demethylase activity; sequence-specific DNA binding
Source: RefSeq, a predicted model, not a curated record
UAUAAUUGUAAUGAACGGGUUGGGCACCGUUUGGUGGUUUGAUUCCCAUUUGCUGGUUAAAUGCCUGAAUUGUAUACCUAUUUUACCCACCAAAUGGGACUUAUUUUUCCUUCAACUUGGAUUACGUUUUUCUUGAGAAAAAGUGCCUCUUGUUAAGGAAACUUUCAAUGAUGAGUGUUUGUGAACAGGAAGAAGCUGCUGAGAUGAUUUCAGAAUGGCCUGUGAUUGAACAAGAAGUUCAUGUACCCGUGAAGAAAUCAAGUAACUCUGUACCUUUGACAAAAAGGAAACACAAGGUAGAGGAGGAGAAUGGUGUUCAGUCUUUUAAAACAAAGAGAGCACAUACUUUAUGUACUAGUAACUUGGAGGAACCAUUAGUGAAGGUAGCUGUGGCAAAAUGGUGGAGGAGACAGCCUCAGAAAGUGAAAAAUCAUUACACAGAUAACCUACCUUUUAGUGAAAAUUCUGAUACUGUGCUUGCAGGAAUUAUGAGACUAGAGAUAACACAGUCCUUCAUGCUGUCAGAGGUAACAAGACUAAAGGACAUUAUAAAGAUUAAUGGCCCUAGCUCCGAUGUCCAGGCAGCUCUUGGCUCGUUUUUUGAGAAACUCGGAGACUUUGAUUCUGCCAAACACCAUCUUGAAAAGGCUGUUUUACUGAAUAGUGAUAAUCCAGAUUCUGAACACAAAUGGCUUCUAGGGAGAGUCAGCAAGCAGGUCAAAGUUCAGAGAGACCAAACGUCAGCCUUGCACAGUCUUCCUUCAUCGUCCAAUUUGUCCAUGCCAGUAUAUCAGAAAGUGGACAGAGUGUUGGCUGAGGACCUGACCUCAGAGAGGUUUUAUGAGGAGUAUUCCUCCAAACAGAGGCCAGUCAUCAUUACCGGCCUCAGAGUCACUGGCUCCCCCAUGUCUCCACAGGACAUCAAAACACACGCAGGAGACUGUGUUGUAACCUUAAAACAUUCAGUACAGAACUCUUGUGAAUGGGCACGGCUAGAAAACAAAGAAAAGAUAACUGUGUCAGAUUAUAUCGACCGGAUAGAGGGUUUAGAUGACGAAAGUCAAUUGGACAGAAACGCAAGUCCAGGAUACUUGUUUGAUUGGAGCCUCCCAAUCCACUGCCCUAGGCUCGUGGAGAAGAUAAGGAUACCAAGGUAUUUUGCUGGUGACUUUCUUCAGAGGACCAGCGAGGGGUCAUUGUACAGAGACAGCUGGCCCAGUCUGUUUGUUGCCCCUGCAGGCCUCUGUAGUGAACUCCAUGUGGACGCUUUUGGAUCCAACUUUUGGAUGGCGGUGUUUCAGGGCUCUAAAAGAUGGGUGUUCUUCCCACAAUCUGAUCUUCCCUACCUCUACCCCCAGUACUCAAACAGUAUGGAUCCCGUGUUUGAGGCAGACAUCAGGAAUCCUAAUCUUGAAAAUCAGCCAUUGCUACACCUAACUCACCCCUCAGAGUGCAUUCUUAGUGAAGGAGAAGUUUUGUUUGUACCAGCGGGCUGCCCACACAGAGUGGAGAACCUGACAAAGAGUGUUGCCAUCUCUGCCAAUUUUGUUGACUUAUCAAACUGGGACAAUGUUCUAGAAGAACUUGAAUUGAAUGCCCUUGUAGACCCUAGAUCCCAGGAUUUGUUGCAGCAGUUCACAUCACUUACAUUUGACAAAAAAAUGAAAUUCUACAAUAGUGAAAUCCCAUGGUCAGAAUUUAAAAGCUGACGUACUUAAUUUCUAUGCAACCUUUUUUUUAAUUAAAUUUUUAUUAUUAUAUAAA